This is a messenger RNA of Sinocyclocheilus grahami, 704 nucleotides long. Its product is annotated as dehydrogenase/reductase SDR family member 7C-A-like. Gene Ontology annotation, molecular function: oxidoreductase activity, acting on the CH-OH group of donors, NAD or NADP as acceptor. The transcript is spliced from 2 exons. Lineage: Eukaryota; Metazoa; Chordata; Actinopteri; Cypriniformes; Cyprinidae. Bases 31 to 420 code for a protein of 129 amino acids. The record is from RefSeq and is a predicted model, not a curated record. Gene Ontology annotation, biological process: intracellular calcium ion homeostasis.
UUGCCUGUAUAGUCUCUUGCCUUCUGAUCAAUGUGUUUUCCAGACGCUGCGUCCAAACACGCGGUCCAGGCGUUCUUUGACUGUCUGAGAGCUGAGGUGGAGGAGUACGGCAUCUCCGUCAGCACCAUCAGCCUCACCUUCAUUAACGCAGUAGCAGAGAACGGCGCUCCCUCCCAAACACCACCCAUCAUCCCCCCCUGGGCCUAUAUCUGUAGUAAGCUGCACACUCACGGCGUGAGCCCCAGCAGUCUGGCGCAGGAGAUGGUGAGGACGGUGAACCGGCAGAAUCCAGAGGUCCUCCUGGCUCAUCCCGUGCCGAGGGUCGCGCUCUACAUCCGCUCGCUGCUGCCCCGCUCCUUCUUCACUGUGGUGGGCGGCGUGAAGGACGGAGCCGUGGCCGUGGCCGAGCCGCUGAAAUAGAGCAGAGACGCCAGCGUUCGUAUUAUAACUAAUAGAUAGCACCAUAAUUCCCCAGUUGAUUCAUCACAGUACAUUGAGACAUCUAUUACAAGUUUUCUGAAAUGGUAUGUUUAAAUAUGCAAAUUUGGCAUUUUGCAUGCAUUUCCAGAACUGAAAUCUGAAGAUUUCAUAUAAAGCCAAGACCAAAAUUCUUGCAUGAUUUUGUUGAUAUAUUAGAGGGGAUAUAUGUGUCCCUGCAGCACAAAAGCAGACUGAAGUCGCAAUAGCCAACAAUACAUUGUAAA